This is a messenger RNA of Nycticebus coucang (slow loris), 3133 nucleotides long. RefSeq names its product RNA polymerase III subunit E (gene POLR3E). Gene Ontology annotation, biological process: DNA-templated transcription. The record is from RefSeq and is a predicted model, not a curated record. Gene Ontology annotation, cellular component: nucleus; RNA polymerase III complex. Bases 256 to 2388 code for a protein of 710 amino acids. NCBI's taxonomy places the organism in Eukaryota, Metazoa, Chordata, Mammalia, Primates, Lorisidae. The transcript is spliced from 21 exons.
UGGGUAAAAGGAAGCGCUAAGGUAGGCCCCGCUCCCCCCACGUGUCCGCCGGAGUUUCUCUACGAGCAACAUGGCCGCCGCCUGAGAGGAGAGCCGGGCCAUUGCCACCUCUGCAGCCCGCGGUAGCUGGGCAGUUGCUGCCGCCCACGUGCGGCCCCAGCGGAGAGGUGAGUCCGGGUAUGCAGCCCCGAGGCUCAGGCUACCGCCGGACCGCACUCACGAGAUCAAGAACUACGCAGCUGGCUCUCCCCUAGUAUGGCCAAUGAAGAGGAUGACCCAGUCGUACAGGAGAUCGAUGUGUACUUGGCCAAGAGUCUGGCAGAGAAGCUCUAUUUGUUUCAGUACCCUGUACGUCCAGCCUCAAUGACCUAUGAUGACAUCCCACAUCUCUCAGCCAAGAUCAAGCCCAAGCAGCAGAAGGUAGAGCUUGAAAUGGCCAUCGACACCCUGAAUCCCAACUAUUGUCGCAGCAAAGGGGAGCAGAUUGCACUGAAUGUGGAUGGGGCCUGUGCCGAUGAGACUAGCACGUACUCCUCGAAGCUGAUGGACAAGCAGACCUUCUGCUCUUCCCAGACUACCAGUAACACAUCCCGGUACGCGGCUGCGCUCUACAGGCAAGGGGAGCUUCACCUGACACCUUUGCACGGCAUCCUGCAGCUACGGCCCAGCUUCUCCUACCUCGAUAAGGCAGAUGCCAAGCACCGUGAGAGGGAGGUGGCCAAUGAGGCUGGGGAUUCUUCGCAGGACGAGGCGGAAGAUGAUGUUAAGCAGAUCACGGUACGGUUUUCCCGGCCGGAGUCGGAGCAGGCUCGUCAACGCCGAGUGCAGUCCUAUGAGUUUCUGCAGAAGAAGCAUGCUGAGGAGCCCUGGGUCCAUCUGCACUACUACGGCCUCAAGGACAGCCGCUCUGAGCAUGAGCGCCAGUACCUGCUGUGCCCGGGCUCAAGUGGUGUGGAGAACACGGAGCUCAUCAAGUCACCCAGUGAGUACCUCAUGAUGCUGAUGCCACCCAGCCAGGAGGAAGAAAAAGAUAAGCCCGUGGCCCCCAGCAAUGUCCUGUCCAUGGCCCAGCUACGCACUCUGCCUCUGGCUGAUCAGAUCAAGAUUCUGAUGAAGAAUGUGAAGGUCAUGCCUUUUGCCAACUUGAUGAGCCUCCUGGGCCCAUCUGUGGACUCUGUGGCUGUUCUGCGCGGCAUCCAGAAGGUGGCGAUGUUAGUUCAAGGAAACUGGGUGGUGAAGAGUGACAUCCUGUAUCCCAAGGACUCAUCUAGCCCUCACAGUGGUGUGCCUGCUGAGGUGCUCUGCAGGGGCCGGGACUUUGUUAUGUGGAAGUUUACACAGAGCCGCUGGGUGGUCAGGAAAGAGGUGGCAAUGGUGACCAAACUCUGCACCGAGGACGUGAAGGACUUUCUGGAGCACAUGGCUAUAGUGAGAAUCAACAAAGGCUGGGAGUUCAUACUGCCUUAUGAUGGCGAGUUCAUCAAGAAGCAUCCAGAUGUGGUGCAGCGGCAGCACAUGUUAUGGACAGGCAUCCAGGCCAAAUUGGAGAAAGUUUAUAAUCUUCUAAAGGAAUCCAUGCCAAAGAAGCCAGAUGGACAGUCAGGGCCUGCCCGGCUGGUCUCUGGAGACCAGCGGGUCCAAGUAGCCAAAACCAAGGCCCAGCAGAACCACAUAUUGCUGGAGCGGGAGCUAGAGCGGCAGAAGGAACAGAUCCGGGCAUCCUCCGUUCUGUCUGGAGUGCGGAUCAAGGAGGAACCUAUGAGUGAGGAGGGGGAGGAAGAGGAAGAGCAGGAAGCAGAGGAGGAGGAGCCCAUGGACACAUCACCCAGUGGUGGCUGCAAUAGCUGGCUGGCCAAUGGGCUGCCUGCCCGGCGGGCAGCAGGCAUGGACAGCUUCAAUGGGCACCCACCCCCUGGCUGUGCCAGCAGCCCCGUGGCUCGGGAACUGAGAGCUUUUGUGGAGGCCACCUUUCAUAGACAGUUUGUGCUCACCCUGAGUGAACUCAAGCGCCUCUUCAACCUGCACUUGGCCAGCCUGCCCCCUGGCCACACCCUCUUCAGUGGCAUCUCAGACCGCAUGCUUCAGGACACUGUGCUGGCCGCUGGUUGCAAGCAGAUACUGGUGCCUUUUCCCCCACAGACUGCUGCUUCGCCGGAUGAGCAGAAAGUGUUUGCCCUCUGGGAGUCUGGAGACAUGAGUGAUCAGCAUCGACAGGUUUUGCUUGAAAUUUUUUCUAAAAAUUACCGGGUACGCCGAAACAUGAUCCAGUCUCGGUUAACUCAAGAAUGUGGAGAAGAUCUGAGUAAACAGGAAGUGGAUAAAGUGCUAAAGGACUGCUGUGUAAGCUAUGGUGGCAUGUGGUAUCUUAAAGGGACAGUACAGUCUUGACAGUAGUGGCAAACCACUAACCCAAGGAAUCCAAGCCCAAGGAAGAAGGACAGAGCUGGAAGUAGAGUCUCUACUUGCUUCAGAAGACGCGGAGCGAGAACUGACUUGACCAUCUCAUGGCCUAUGGCGCUGCAUGGUCCAGUGGAUGGAAGAGACCAUACUCAGCCAGUGGCAGGGUCAGUUUAAGUUAGAUCACUCCCAAGAGAGACCAGCUGGGACCUUCUUUGCAGUACAUUUUAAAAAUGCUGAUGUACUUUGUUUAUUUGGUUUCAUUCUCAUAAUAAAGUGAGUGUGUACUGACACAGGCAGGAUGACAAAAAUCAUGGUUUAAUAUUUUCCAUUUAAACUUAAUGCCAACAAGGUCUAAGUUAUGUUUACAAGAUAUGGAACCUCAAGGUUUUUAAUAUUUAAAAUACCUAGAAGACAAUAUUUAGUCUUAGAUUAUCUGAUUAUCUAUCUGCUAAGACCUCUGCCAAUUUCAUUAAACAAACCAAUUGAAUUGUUUUACUGUUGGGUUUCUGUAGCCACUUUACCUUUUGCAACAACCUACUUUGUGUAGCUGUCUGAACUGUUUACAUGAACCAUAGCAAAAAAAAAAUUAGAAUCAAAUCCAUCUAUUCUUAAUGUUUGCAUAAAUAAAGAUGCAAGAAAACCAGGUAAGUAUGGAACAAUGUGUAAGUGAGGUUAUCAUUUUGAUGUAAAAAUUUCUAUUUUGUGUAUUUUUAAAAUAAAUACUAACACUAAA